AUGAAGAUUACUUCCCCUCUGAUAACUAAUGCGAGAUUCAGGUGCACUGUCAGGCUUCUUCUGCUACUAUUACUAUGUGUUGGAUAUUCUCGCGGGAUGCCACACGUUUUAAGAUUUGGAGGGAUAUUUGAAUCCAUUGAAACAGGCCCAUCAGGUGCUGAGGAACUAGCCUUUAAGUUUGCUUUAAAUACAAUCAACAGAAACAGAACACUACUGCCAAACACAACUCUAACAUAUGACAUACAGAGGAUAAAUAUCCACGACAGUUUUGAAGCCUCCAGGAAAGCCUGUGACCAGCUCUCUCUGGGAGUGGCUGCUAUUUUUGGCCCCUCCCACAGCUCCUCUGCCAACGCAGUCCAGUCCAUUUGCAAUGCUCUGGGGGUUCCUCACAUCCAGACCAAGUGGAAGCACCAGGUGUCUGAUAACCGAGACUCCUUCUAUGUCAGCCUGUACCCAGACUUCUCCUCCCUCAGUCGGGCCAUCCUUGACCUGGUGCACUUCUUCAAGUGGAAGACAGUCACGGUGGUCUAUGACGACAGUACAGGACUUAUACGGUUACAGGAGCUGAUAAAGGCCCCCUCUCGUUACAACAUCCGCUUAAAGAUCCGCCAGUUGCCGGCGGAAACGAAAGAUGCCAAGCCGCUACUUAAAGAGAUGAAACGUGGAAAAGAGUUCCAUGUGAUCUUUGACUGUGGCCAUGAGAUGGCUGCAGGCAUUCUCAAACAGGCUCUUGCCAUGGGAAUGAUGACGGAGUACUAUCACUAUAUUUUUACCACUCUUGAUCUCUUUGCCCUAGACGUGGAGCCCUACCGGUACAGCGGAGUUAACAUGACGGGCUUUCGCAUUCUGAACACAGAGAACAGUCAGGUGGCAUCAAUCAUUGAGAAAUGGUCCAUGGAGCGUCUACAAGCACCACCUAAGCCUGACUCUGGUUUACUGGAUGGCUUUAUGACGACGGAUGCUGCCCUGAUGUAUGAUGCAGUGCAUGUGGUGGCAGUGGCUGUGCAGCAGUCCCCUCAGAUCACCGUCAGCUCCCUCCAGUGCAACCGCCACAAACCCUGGCGUUUCGGCAACCGCUUCAUGACUCUCAUCAAAGAGGCCCACUGGGAUGGCCUGACCGGGCGGAUAAAUUUCAACAGAACUAACGGCCUGAGGACAGAUUUCGAUCUGGAUGUGAUUAGUCUGAAGGAGGAAGGACUGGAGAAGAUUGGGACAUGGGAUCCUGCCAGUGGUCUGAACAUGACUGAAAACCAAAAAGGAAAGACAGCAAACGUCACAGACUCUCUGUCUAACAGGUCCCUGGUUGUCUCCACAAUACUGGAGGAGCCUUAUGUCAUGUUCAAGAAGUCCGACAAGCCGCUGUAUGGAAACGACCGCUUCGAGGGCUACUGUAUCGACCUACUCCGCGAAUUGGCCAGUAUCCUGGGCUUCACCUACGAAGUACGGCUGGUGGAGGACGGGAAGUACGGUGCACAGGAGGAGUCUUCGGGCCAGUGGAAUGGGAUGGUCAGAGAGCUGAUGGACCACAAAGCUGACCUUGCAGUUGCUCCUCUGGCCAUCACAUACGUGAGGGAGAAGGUCAUCGACUUUUCCAAGCCUUUCAUGACACUGGGGAUAAGUAUUCUGUACCGAAAGCCCAACGGCACCAACCCGGGCGUCUUCUCCUUCCUCAACCCCCUCUCGCCUGAUAUCUGGAUGUAUAUUCUGCUGGCUUACUUGGGUGUCAGUUGUGUGCUGUUUGUCAUAGCCAGGUUUAGCCCCUACGAAUGGUAUAACCCCCACCCCUGCAACCCUGACUCGGAUGUAGUGGAAAACAAUUUCACCCUGCUAAAUAGUUUCUGGUUCGGAGUUGGAGCUCUCAUGCAGCAAGGCUCAGAGCUCAUGCCCAAAGCACUUUCUACCAGGAUAGUUGGAGGCAUCUGGUGGUUCUUCACCCUCAUCAUCAUCUCCUCCUACACAGCCAACUUGGCAGCCUUCCUCACUGUAGAGAGGAUGGAAUCCCCCAUUGACUCAGCAGAUGAUCUUGCUAAGCAAACCAAGAUUGAGUACGGCGUGGUCGAGGAUGGUGCCACCAUGACCUUCUUCAAGAAAACAAAGAUCUCCACUUAUGAUAAGAUGUGGGAGUUCAUGAGCAGUCGCAGACACUCUGUCAUGGUCAAGAAUCAGGAGGAGGGGAUCCAUCGCGUGCUGACCUCAGACUACGCCUUCCUCAUGGAGUCUACCACCAUUGAGUAUGUCACCCAGCGCAACUGCAACCUCACGCAAAUCGGUGGCCUUAUUGACUCCAAGGCCUAUGGAGUGGGAACUCCUAUGGGUUCUCCGUACCGUGAUAAAAUCACCAUUGCUAUACUGCAGCUGCAGGAAGAAGGCAAGCUGCAUAUGAUGAAGGAGAAAUGGUGGAGGGGUAAUGGCUGCCCAGAGGAGGAGAGUAAAGAGGCCAGUGCCCUGGGGGUGCAGAACAUUGGGGGAAUCUUCAUUGUCCUGGCAGCCGGACUUGUCCUCUCUGUCUUUGUGGCAGUGGGAGAGUUUCUGUACAAGUCCAAACAAAACGCACAACUCGAGAAGAGAUCUUUCUGCAGUGCCAUGGUUGAUGAACUGCGAGUGUCUCUCAAGUGCCAGCGCAGACUGAAACACAAGCCUCAACCGCCCGUAAUGGUCAAAACAGAGGAGGUCAUUAACAUGCACACCUUCAAUGACCGGAGACUACCAGGCAAGGAGACAAUGGCCUGA
Chanos chanos (milkfish) is the source of this 2730-nucleotide messenger RNA. It is a transcript of the gene grik2, whose product is annotated as glutamate receptor, ionotropic, kainate 2. The transcript has 16 exons. Gene Ontology annotation, biological process: monoatomic ion transport. Gene Ontology annotation, cellular component: membrane. Bases 1 to 2730 code for a protein of 909 amino acids. The record is from RefSeq and is a predicted model, not a curated record. Gene Ontology annotation, molecular function: signaling receptor activity; ligand-gated monoatomic ion channel activity. NCBI's taxonomy places the organism in Eukaryota, Metazoa, Chordata, Actinopteri, Gonorynchiformes, Chanidae.